AUGAAUAAACAACUUCCAUUUUCUACUACCCCCACUCUGCUAGGAUCAUCCCUACUGUGUCAUUCUCUGAGGACAACAAGUUUUUCACGAGGAAAGUCUGAACACACCAAACAAUCCCUGAAGAAGCCAAAGUUACCUGAAGGUCGUUUUGAUGCACCUGAGGAUUCUCAUUUAGAGAAAGAACCCUUAGAAAAAUUUCCAGAUGGUGUUAAUCCUGUUACCAAAGAAAAGGGUGGACCCAGAGGCCCAGAACCUACGCGAUAUGGCGAUUGGGAAAGAAAAGGACGCUGUAUUGACUUUUAAGUCACACGCUUUAACCUCAGCAUCUGUUUCUGAAUACAUCUAUCUGAAUUAACUUAUUUCUGAUUA
Chrysochloris asiatica (Cape golden mole) is the source of this 369-nucleotide messenger RNA. Its product is annotated as UPF0369 protein C6orf57-like. The coding region runs from base 1 to 303 and encodes 100 amino acids. The transcript is spliced from 2 exons. The record is from RefSeq and is a predicted model, not a curated record. Gene Ontology annotation, cellular component: mitochondrion. Gene Ontology annotation, biological process: mitochondrial respiratory chain complex II assembly. Lineage: Eukaryota; Metazoa; Chordata; Mammalia; Afrosoricida; Chrysochloridae.